Molecule: messenger RNA, 1286 nt
Organism: Zingiber officinale
Lineage: Eukaryota; Viridiplantae; Streptophyta; Magnoliopsida; Zingiberales; Zingiberaceae
Product: F-box protein At1g67340-like
Exons: 3
Coding region: 84-1184 (366 amino acids)
Molecular function (GO): protein binding
Source: RefSeq, a predicted model, not a curated record
GCCAUCAUCGAUUUCUAAGACUCGCCUUCCUCCUCCUCCUCCUCCUCCUCCUCUUCUUUAUUCGAGGCGAAGAGACGGAAAGAAUGGAAGCAAGACAAUGCCUCAGAACCCUGGAACAGAUCAACGGCUGCGGCGGAGGGAAGAGGCGGCGGAGGCAGGGCGGCGACGAGCCCCGCCGCCGGAAGCGGAGGAUGCUCGUGGCUCCUGCCGUGGAGGUCGAUCACUUCGAUUCUCUUCCCGAUGAUAUCAUCGUGACCGUGCUUUCCAAGCUUAGCUCCUCUGCCAACCGCCCGCAAGACCUUUUCAGUGCCUUUUUGACGUGCAAGCGAUUUCAUGCUCUGGGAAGCCAUUCCCUGGUGUUGUCGAAGGCCAAUGCAAGGUGCCUCGCCGUCAAAGUGAAAGCUUGGUCGGAGGCGGCUCAUGGAUUCCUCAAACGAUGCGUGGAUUGUGGAAAUAUUGAAGCUUGCUUUAUCUUAGGGAUGAUCAGAUUUUACGCCCUGGGAAACAGAGGAGGCGGCGCGUCGUUGAUGGCGAAGGCAGCGAUUCGAUCGCAUCCGUGGUCGCUGUACUCUCUGGCGAUCAUUCAGUUCAACGGCAGCGGCGGCUCCAAGAACGCCAAGGACCUCCGCGCCGGCGUCGCGCUGAGCGCCCGCGCGGCCUUCUUUGGCCACGUCGACGCUCUCCGCGAGCUCGGCCACUGUCUCCAAGACGGUUACGGCGUCCGCCGGAACGUUAACGAGGGGCGCCGCUUCCUUCUCCAAGCCAACACUCGCGAGCUGGUGUCAGCCAUCGCAUCGUUGCCAGCGUGGAAGAAUGGGCCGCAGCGCCGGUCGACGACUGAGGGAAUCUCCGAGGCGGCUGCGGCCGCCGCCGCCGGAGGAAGCCCCCUCCUCAGCGACUUCGGCUGGAACUUGCCCCCACCAGAGCCGCACCCAUCCAACCGAUUCCUCGUCGACUGGUUCCAGUCCUCCCCCACGCGGCUUCCGGAGGACCUGCGCCUCUGCUCGCAGCGCAACUGCGGGAGGCCGGAGACCCGCCGCCACGAGUUCCGGCGGUGCUCGGUCUGCGGCAUCGUCAGCUACUGCUCCAGGGCCUGCCAGGCUCUCGAUUGGCGGCUAUCGCACAAGGCCGAGUGCGUGCCGCCUGCCAUCUUCGUACCCGACGUCGCCGCCGGCACCGAUUGAGAGAAGAAGCACAGAUCUCUCACUGCAUUUACUUUUUUAUUUUUCUUUAUUAUUAUUGUUAUUAUUAUUAUUAUUUUUUAACUUGAGUUCUCUUCAAUUUCC